Messenger RNA from Chilo suppressalis (striped riceborer), 5409 nucleotides. NCBI's taxonomy places the organism in Eukaryota, Metazoa, Arthropoda, Insecta, Lepidoptera, Crambidae. The record is from the annotation of a GenBank genome assembly.
CCGGGAGUGUAUAUAUUUUACUGUAAAAACAUAUGUAUAAAAUUCUAUAAAGGCGUGAUCAUAAUUUUUAAAGACUUCUCUGGAUAUCUCCAUGGAUUCCAUCAUCUGAUCUUGAGUUACUGACCAUGGGAUGAGACUAUUUGGAAAGUAGACCCUUUCUAACAAAAGAAGAAAUUGUGAAUAAGUAAUAAAACAUUAUUUCUAUAUUUACAUAAAUAAUAUAUAAAUAUAUUUAUAAAUCCAGCUUUUGUCUGCUUCACUUAAAAAAUGAUUUUUUGAUCUAGGCGUCUUCGAGUAAUUAUUACGUCAUUAGAAGUAAAUAGCUUAAGUUCAAAUUCAUAAAUUUAAAGUUAAGGCUAUGUAUAUAUUAUAAACUUACAAAGGUAGAGACGAAACGUUCAAAGUAAUUACAUAUUAGUAUUUAAUAUGUUGAAAAAACCCUUUCAAUCCUUCGGAAUGGUACGAUCAGAUCAGGCUUUAUAAUUCAAAAAUCUUCACAUUGGGAACAUAAUUUUUAACUGCACUUACUUAUACAAGAAAAUUCAGAAAACGUAAAAGAACUAACGCGGUGAGGUUCAAAUUAUGCUUAUAUUUAAGAACAUAAGUCACAUACCGAAGUAAGAAAACGUCAAUUUAUUUCGUUACAAUUAACACGGCAAAACCAUGUCGAUCUUUUGGGGUUCAAAGGGCGUAGACUAAUUUUACAGUAAAGCCAUAAAAAUAUUUUUUUAACGUUGUUUUGAUGUAGGUACAUAUUAUUAUAUUUUUGUAGCUGUAUAUAUGAAUAUGUAUUUUUUUAUAUAUUAAAAAACAUAAAAGAUUCAUUGACAACACUGUACUGUUAAAUUGACAUUGGGAGUUUACCCUUUCGAGCUCCAAAGUAUUGAUGUAACGAACGAGUACGCGUAGCAAAGCUUUCGUGUCGUAUGCAGCAGGUUGCGUUGCGCGGGAGUGGAGUGGAUUGCCGUGCCGGCCGGUGCGGCUGCGUGCUCGACCACGAGCAUAGUACAAGCGCGUUGCUCCCAGCCGACGGUCGCAAACGCUAGAGAUACGCGAUCUCGUAUAAAAACAGCGCACGCCGAGGGUGCGAGCCCAUUUAUAGCCUCCUUCUAACCGUAGAAGCAUCUAUUAAAAAAACUAGUUUCUUUUUUAAAAGUGUCACAAUGUCAGCCGAUGUGGUUUUCAGACACAGUCAUGGAGACGAUGAAAAUAAUAACGAUGGUGUUCUCGUCGCGAAGGGUGUAUCUAUGGCGGUACUGUUUUGCGCCUCUAUGAUAUGUGGUAUCGCACCCCUGCUUAUAUCGAGGAGGUUCAACUGGGUCACCCCCGAGGAGGCGGGGACAUUGAAGUCCACCAAUAGAGUUGUGAUGACGCUGUUGUCCUUCGGCGGUGGCGUGCUUCUGUCUACGACCUUCAUGCAUCUGAUGCCCGAAAUACAGCACAACAUAGAAUGGCUCCAACAUUUCGAACUCAUGCGGGACUUCGACUUCUCCCUGACACCACUGCUAACAUGCUGCGGUUUCUUCAUCAUGUACCUGGUUGAGGAGCUGGUCCACAUGUACAUCCACUACAGAGAGAAGAAAAACGGGGUAGCUGCGCCGUUGGUCCGGAACCUCAGCGUCCGGAGAAGUCGCGCCGCACAUGAUGACAGCAACGGCGAGAAGAGUGUCACUAAUUCAACUGCGGACCUCAUCGAUGCUGACUCGAUAAAAAAAAGGGACCCGGAAAUAGAUCAACACGGCCACUCUCAUAGCCAUCACCACAGCCACAUGCCGGUACAACUUGGUGACGACGUUACGUCAGCUCUGCGCGGAUUACUCAUCGUCUUAGCCCUUUCUAUCCACGAACUGUUUGAAGGCCUCGCAGUUGGCUUGGAGGCCACCACCGCCAACGUUUGGUACAUGUUGGGCGCUGUAUCAGCACACAAACUGGUCAUCGCAUUCUGCAUAGGCGUCGAACUCAUCGCCACCAAGACUAAGACUUGGCUUGCCAUAGUGUACAUCACUACCUUCGCCGUCGUAUCGCCAAUUGGCAUUGGCAUUGGCAUUUUGUUAGUGGGCGGGGAAGGUGCCCAAGCGGCCGGAGUUUACUCGGUGGUCCUCCAGGGCCUGGCUUCAGGAACGCUGCUCUAUGUCAUCUUCUUCGAGAUAUGGAAGGGCGACAGGACCGGCAUCCUGCAGUUCGGCGCCGCGAUGAUAGGAUUCUUCUUCAUGUUCGGGUUGCAGUUGUUGACUCCUCACACCCACUCGCACAGUCACGGAGAUGAUGACCACGGGCAUAGUCAUAACGACGGCCACAGCCACGACCGCUGAGCAAAUGAGUGAAUUUUAUUGUUUAGUGACAGAUUUUUGUUCGCUGCGGAGGGAGGCAUACCAAGUUCUUAUCGAUCAUGUCUGUGUGUCCAAAUACCAACUAUUUCACUUCAAUAAUUACCUAUAUCUAGGUACUGUUUAAAAAAAACGUCCAGUACCAACCAGUAACCUGCUACUAUUCCUCGCAAUUAUUAGAGUUUUAUAGGCUAAACUGUACUCUCUGGACCCAAAAGAUGAUACUUUACACUAGGUUAGGUUUUUUUGUUAAAAAAAAUUUCAUUGACAGGAUUUAUUUUACGUUCAUUUCAGUUAUUGAUUUUAUUUUUAUCUUGAUCAAUGAUUUUUGUUUUAUUUUAGUAUGUCCAUUGUGUACAGGUAUAAAUGUGUUUAAAUGUAUGAUAGAAAAAUAAAAUGUGUGCGAGCCGAGCGAGCAAGGCGAGCAUGCUGCGGCAGCGCAUGGCUAAGCGCCAGAGAAAACUUUGAUAAUAUAUAAAAAAAAAAUUGUCAAGUAUAUCCUCUUGGGUCCAGAAAGUACAGUUUUACCAUUUUAUAAAGGAAAAUAUUUAUUAGGAUAAAUGACAAACAAAAUAGUAGGUACCAUAUUAGCGUUCGAGUAUUGUUGGGAAGGACCUUCUAAGAGAGGGAUGGACAACCAGACUUGAUCAAUACCAAAUAUGACGCAGAUUUUGAUGCAUGUUGACGCAUUUCACCACAGAGUUUACUUUCCCCGUGGGAUUAAAAUGGUACUGAUGUCCCGCUAAGGAGUAGAAAUCUAAUUGCCGAUAUAUACGAUAAUGAGUCGAUACGUUCGUAUCAAACAAAAAUCUUCCUAAAAACUAAAGCUUUCGUGCUAAAGUAUUUGUGAUAUAUUUAAGUAUUUUAGAAAUGGAGUUAAGAUUAUUGGAGUCUUUCAAUUUAUGCAUCUUUACAAUUUAAUUGUCAUUUUACGGUGCAAUUCAUUAGAUUAUAAUAAAAAAUGUUUUCUCGCAUUACAACAUUAAAAGAUGCCUAAAUGGAGUGACUCUGAUAUUUAAGUAAGCUUGUUAUUGGGAUAUUUGUAAAUAAUACAACUAAAAUUGUGUCAACUGACAGAUCCCUACUUUGCAUUUUACCUUUUAGUGAAAUAGUUUACUAUUAGGUACAAAAAUAUGUCAAUAUUUUUUGUAAGUUUUGUUAAAGGUACCUACUUAAUAAUAUUUAUCCAUAAUCUAGUCAGCAGUUAACAAAUCGGAAUGAAAAUAAGUAUGAUUGUCUUUUUAUUAACUAUCUUUUAGAUGAAAAAAGAAGGAUAAUGGCAGCGAUGCAAAAACAAUACUGGUAGUUACUCGUACUUAAAAGUAGUAUAGUUUAUAUAAAUAGCUAUCUUACAUUGUAAUUAGAUAAUAAAAAUGCAAGUAGUGGGGUCAAUAGAAGUUAAAUAUGAAGUUCUUUACCAAAAUCUUUAAAAAAAUGCAGGGGCGUCUUAACCAUAUGCGGCGCCCGGGUGCGAAAGCCAACAAUGCGACCCCUUUUACAAAAAAAUUGACAAAUAUUUUUUUCAUUUUAUAGAAUGCUACAAAAAUAUAGAAGAAAUAAAUCACAUAAAUAAGCAAGCAUACGUAUGUAUGUUUAAGUGUAUGUAUUAUAGUUUGACCGAGUUGACUAGGAAAAUGUAAACAAUCAUUAAAACUGACUGUAUGUACUUAAAUCGUAAGUUUUAAUUUUGUUUUAAAACAUUUAUUUAAAAUAGUAUUUAUAAAAUUGUAAUUGGGUAGGGUAAGUAGGUAGGUAAGUACUCUCUACCACCAGAUUUAUUUAGAUGUAGAUAGCCUGGCCCGGCUGGCGCCUCCUAGGGUCAGGCGCGCGGCGCCCGGGUGCGGCCGUACCCAGCGCUCCUAUGGGUAAGACGCCCCUGAAAAAAUGAAGAAACUGGUUCAUGAAAUUUUUUAAUUAAUAAAUUAUUGUCCAUUAAAGGUAGUUGUAUAUUUUAAAAGAGUAAUACGAAAAGAGAAGAAGUAUUUGGAGAGGCCUAUGACUAAAAUGGGAUGUUGAUGAUGAAUACGAAAAGAGAGCCGUUUCGCCCUCAUUAUAAUAUGGUAUUUUGUAUGAAAUAACAAGUAAUAAUAAGGAUUUGUUAUUAUAUCUAUUGUUUAUACUAUGUUGAAGGGACUGUUAACUUUCUGUGAUAGUGAUGGAAAAGAAGCGGAAUAGAUUAAAGAGUUAUGGCAGAUUUACACAGGUUCAGUUACCGACUCCCAAAUCGGUCAGUACUGGCGUUUGAGAACAGACUCGCAAGAACGAACGACUACCGACAAAAUAUUAGUAUCGCCAUCGUCUUUGUGUUCUGUGCUUGGGGUACUCAUAACACGGAGAUAGUAGUCGUGACGUCGGCGCUGUAUCUUCUUUUCAAAUAAAUUUUCACAAUGCCAGUAUCGGGUCAGCACUCAAAUUUCUAGUCAUUAUCUGACCCCAUGUAAAUCUGACUUAAUCGUUAGAUACAAUGCUGUCUCGCACCACAUUUGUCUUAUCUUGUUACUUGGCGUCCGUUUAGCUGUAUGAUUAGAGAUACUUUUUUCAAUACCUAGUAAAGCUGCAAAACGCGUUGAUAUGAAAAUCUAAGUCGGUAAUUAACAUGCCUCUAUAUGUCCUUACACCAAUACAACCUUUAUAUUUUACAUUGGAAACAUCCUUCAUCCGUCUCUGGAAACGUUGUUUUGUAUUGGUAUCGAGAAAGGAAUUAGUUUUCCUUGCUCGUUUUUGCUCAGACAGGAGACUGAGACGGUCAGACAGGAGUGCUGUGAUAAAAAUAUUUUUUUAAAUUAUUUAUUGAUAUAUUGAUAAAAUACUUAGAACUGUGUAAAUAAAGUUAUCGAGCAAAUACAACAGAGUUGGGCAAUAUCUAACGAUUAAAUCUUUGGACUAGAAAUGCCAUUUUAUACAACUUUUCAGUACAAAUUUAUAGAUAAACUACUUACAAUUUGUGCGCAGGUAGGUAGGAUGUAGAUUUUGUAUUGAUAACUUUUAUGUUUAUUGUGUCAGUAGUUACAUAACUAACGAUUAGAUACAUUUAAAAAUCAUCGUUUUUUUAAUAAAAAAAGAAUAAAAGACGAAAACUACA